Messenger RNA from Daucus carota subsp. sativus, 934 nucleotides. RefSeq lists its product as uncharacterized. Bases 128 to 661 code for a protein of 177 amino acids. The transcript has 6 exons. The record is from RefSeq and is a predicted model, not a curated record. NCBI's taxonomy places the organism in Eukaryota, Viridiplantae, Streptophyta, Magnoliopsida, Apiales, Apiaceae.
CUAUAUAUAUAUAUGAUGGUGUGUUAACGUCGAUACUGGAAAACGCUCUCCUUGGCCGACACAGUGCAAGUAUUCGUUGGGUCGCUUAGCCCUAACCUGCUCGAACUAAUCCACCAAAUUUCUGAAAAUGGAGGAAGAAAAUAAAGAAGAAGAAAGAUGCCAAGUUAUGCAAGGAGUGGGAUCAAUAGCUUUGCUGCCUUCUGGCUCUAUUUCUGGCCACUUUGUUCAUCUUCCCAACUCUGUUUGUUAUGGUCUCCAUGGCACUGAAAUAGCCUGUGAAAGGGAGUGCAGCAGGGGUGAGGAUUACCGUUUGAUCAAGCUCACAGUUACAGACUAUAAUAGUAAAAGAGAACGAGAUGUGGUCGUGGAAUGUAGAGGACAUGAUGCAGCCCGGUUAUGCAAUGUUGAUCAUGCUCAUGGAUGGGAGAAGGAUGUUGUGGGAAUGCUUGACCAAAAACAUGGAAAAAGAAAGAUUUAUGUUUCUUUUGACUGUGAAACACUAAAAGCCGAGGGUGCAGCCGAAGAUCAUAUAAGGAAGUUCAUGCCUAAAUUAGCAGGGAUGGAUGCUGUUGUUAACAUUGGCCCGAUGAGUAUUACAGGCCUGGAGUUUGAUAAAGAAGACGAAGAACAAGUUCAACCGAAUGCACCCUCACAACAAUGAACAUAUCGAGUGCCAAGAAGAAUGCUAACUGUCCGUUCCAGACUUGGGAAUACUGCAGACACUAAACUUGUAGCAAGAACUGUACUGCAAAUUCCCAUCUUAGAUGGUAGCACUAUGAAAUUAAUGAAACAUAUGAUGUCUCUGCACUUCAUUCCUAAAUUACAAUUCAUCAUGUCUAAGAUGGAGAUUCACAUCGUAUCUGGUGCUUUAAAUAAAGAUAAUACCUCGAAGAAUUGGAUUACGGUCCCUUUCUAUGUUACUUGUUUGCAUGCA